Molecule: messenger RNA, 1767 nt
Organism: Penicillium canariense
Lineage: Eukaryota; Fungi; Ascomycota; Eurotiomycetes; Eurotiales; Aspergillaceae
Product: GMC family oxidoreductase
Exons: 4
Coding region: 1-1767 (588 amino acids)
Molecular function (GO): flavin adenine dinucleotide binding; oxidoreductase activity, acting on CH-OH group of donors
Source: RefSeq, a predicted model, not a curated record
AUGCGCAGCCUCGCAGGCCUGGCACUGCUUCCUUUGGCAUUGGCCAUCCCGCACAUUUCUCGCUCAUCCGAAUUCACUUACGACUAUAUUGUUGUCGGAGGCGGCACCGGUGGUCUGGUAGUCGCCAAUCGUCUCUCUGAGCAGGAAACAACAAGUGUUCUUGUAAUUGAAGCUGGCGGCUCGGUGUACAACAACAUUAACGUCACCGACACCGGGGGGUAUGGAAAUGCAUUUGGCACUACCAUUGACUGGGCGUACCAGACCACGGACCAGGAAUAUGCUGCAGGAAAGCCACAAAUAGUCCGCGCAGGGAAGGCCCUCGGUGGGACAUCUACUAUCAACGGCAUGGUGUAUCUCCGAGCCCAAACUGCUCAGAUAGAUGCAUGGGAAGCCAUUGGCAACAAGGGAUGGAAUUGGAAUUCCCUCUUUCCCUACUACCGCAAGGGGGAGGAUUUCCAAGGUAUUCACUAUUCCUGGUUGGAGGGUUCUGGAGUCGCUUAUGACCCGGCUGAUCACGGAUACACUGGCCCUCUGAAGGUUGGUUGGAGUUCAACGCAAUUGAACGACGGCCUCGCGCAGCAACUGAACGCAACCUAUCAAAACAUGGUACCCCCGGUUCCAUACAACAAGGACCCCAAUGGUGGUCAAAUGGUCGGAUAUGCCCUCUACCCGAAAACUGUGGACUCCAUUAAGAACAUACGCGAGGAUGCCGCUCGCGCCUAUUACUAUCCGUAUCAGAACCGCACAAAUCUUCACGUGUGGCUUAACACGAAUGCCAACAGGCUCACAUGGAAAGACGGCGACGCGGCCACUGCAGAUGGCGUCGAAGUCACACUGGCCAAUGGAACUACCAUCGUGGUUAAGGCUUCCCGAGAGGUCAUCGUGGCUGCUGGUGCCUUGAAGUCUCCGGUCUUGCUCGAGCUGUCUGGUAUCGGAAACCCUGAUAUCCUUUCCAAGUACGGUAUCCAGACCAAGGUCAAUCUGUCCACAGUCGGCGAAAACCUCCAGGAUCAAAUGAAUAAUGGUCUUGUCUACGACUCAAUGAUCAGCUACUCUAAGUCUGCCGACUAUGUCGCAUACCCAUCUGUGAAUCAGCUAUUCACCAAUGCGUCGGCCAUUGGUGCUCAGCUUUACGCUAAGCUGCCAGCUUACGCAGCCCAAGUCGCGUCGGCCAAUGGCAACAUAACCAAGGCAAGUAAUAUUGAGCGCUUCUUUAAGAUUCAGUGGCAUCUUAUUUUUAAGUCUCAUAUCCCGGUCGCGGAGAUUCUGCUUGAGCCAUCUGGAAACACCUAUGAUACGGAGUACUGGGGCUCUGUACCCUUCUCCCGUGGUAAUGUCCAUAUUCAGUCUGCCGACCCAACUGCUGCUGCCAGCAUUGACCCAAAAUACUUCAUGCUCGAUUUCGAUCUCCAUGCCCAGAUCGAGGCUGCACGUUUUAUUCGAAAACUCUUCAAGACUGAGCCUUUUGCCGGAAUGGCUGGCGAUGAAACUAGUCCCGGUCUUUCUGCCGUUGCGGCCAACGCUGGUGAUGAAGGUUGGGCCUCUUUCAUCAAAAACAAUUACCGAUCAAACUUCCACCCAAUCAGCACAGUUGCUAUGAUGCCGAAGGAAGUUGGUGGUGUUGUUGACACCUCUUUGAAGGUCUACGGAACCUCGAAUGUUCGUGUCGUCGACGCCUCUGUUAUGCCCUUCCAAGUCUGCGGCCACCUGCAAAGCACGGUGUAUGCAGUUGCUGAGCGUGCUGCAGACAUCAUCAAAGUCGAGUGA